Molecule: messenger RNA, 1416 nt
Organism: Saccharomyces kudriavzevii IFO 1802
Lineage: Eukaryota; Fungi; Ascomycota; Saccharomycetes; Saccharomycetales; Saccharomycetaceae
Gene: UGA1
Product: 4-aminobutyrate transaminase
Exons: 1
Coding region: 1-1416 (471 amino acids)
Biological process (GO): GABA catabolic process
Cellular component (GO): mitochondrion
Molecular function (GO): pyridoxal phosphate binding
Source: RefSeq, a predicted model, not a curated record
AUGUCCAUUUGUGAGCAAUACUACCCAGAAGAGCCAGCCAAGCCAACUAUCAAGACCGGAUCUAUUCCAGGACCCGAGUCUCAAAAGCAAUUGAGAGAACUAGGUGAGGUUUUUGACACAAGACCAGCAUAUUUCUUGGCUGAUUAUGAAAAAUCUUUGGGUAACUAUAUCACUGAUGUAGAUGGCAAUACAUAUUUGGAUUUGUAUGCUCAAAUCUCCUCAAUUGCAUUAGGUUAUAACAACCCUGCUUUGAUCAAGGCAGCAAAAUCACCAGAAAUGAUCCGUGCUUUAGUCGACCGUCCUGCCUUGGGAAACUUUCCAUCAAAGGACUUGGACAAAAUAUUGAAGCAAAUAUUGAAGUCCGCACCAAAGGGUCAGGACCACGUCUGGUCUGGGCUUUCUGGUGCAGAUGCCAAUGAACUAGCAUUUAAGGCCGCCUUUAUUUAUUACCGUGCUAAGCAAAGAGGCUAUGAAGCAGAGUUUUCAGAGAAGGAAAACAUAUCUGUCAUGGAGAAUGAUGCUCCUGGUGCUCCUCAACUUGCCGUACUAUCAUUCAAGAAAGCUUUCCAUGGUAGACUGUUUGCUUCCGGGUCUACAACUUGUUCUAAACCAAUUCACAAGUUAGACUUCCCAGCUUUCCACUGGCCUCAUGCUGAAUAUCCAUCGUAUAAAUAUCCAUUAGAAGACAAUGCCGAUGAAAACCAUAAAGAAGAUGACCGUUGCUUGGCGGUAGUUGAAGAAUUAAUUAAGACUUGGUCUAUUCCAGUAGCAGCUUUAAUCAUUGAACCAAUUCAAUCUGAAGGUGGUGAUAACCACGCCUCCAAGUAUUUCUUACAAAAGUUGAGAGACGUUACUUUGAAAUACAACGUUGUCUACAUCAUAGAUGAAGUGCAAACAGGUGUCGGAGCCACUGGUAAGCUUUGGUGUCACGAGUACGCCGAUAUUCAACCACCAGUGGAUUUGGUGACGUUUUCCAAGAAAUUUCAAAGUGCAGGAUAUUUCUUCCACGACCCCAAAUUCAUUCCAAACAAGGCAUACAGACAAUUCAACACAUGGUGUGGUGAACCUGCUAGAAUGAUCAUUGCAGGUGCCAUUGGACAAGAAAUCUCUGACAAGAAGUUGACUGAACAGUGCUCAAGAGUGGGUGAUUACUUGUUCAAGAAAUUAGAGAAUUUACAGAAGAAGUAUCCCGAAGCCUUUCAAAACUUGAGAGGUAAGGGCAGGGGUACGUUCAUCGCAUGGGAUUUACCUACUGGUGAAAAGAGAGACUUGCUAUUGAAAAGAUUGAAGUUGAAUGGUUGUAACGUAGGUGGAUGUGCAGUCCACGCAGUGAGAUUGAGACCUUCUUUAACAUUCGAGGAAAAGCAUGCUGAUAUUUUCAUUGACGUAUUGACCAAAUCAGUUGAUGAAUUAUGA